Rotaria sordida is the source of this 975-nucleotide messenger RNA. The record is from the annotation of a GenBank genome assembly. Lineage: Eukaryota; Metazoa; Rotifera; Eurotatoria; Philodinida; Philodinidae.
AUGUCGGCAUUUACUAAAACAGUAUGGACAAAGAUUAAAGAUGGAUUUGAAUCACCAAAGAGACAAACAACUUCAGGUGCACCUGCUCCACCAUAUGCACCUAGAACAUAUGCAUUUAACGGAGACGUGUUCGUGGAAAUUGAUCAACCAGGUUCAACUGUUCAUGUAACAUCUCCAGCACAUGAACCACAUCGACCAAUAUUUACUGUUGCUGUUGGAGUAUUCGAUGUUCUCAUGCUUAUUAUUAUGUUCAUUGCUCAACGAGGAACAAAUUUAUCAUCGAAUACAUGGAUAAAAAUGGGUGCCAAAUAUGUACCUUGUAUGAAACCUCUUUCUUCAAAAGCAGAACGUUUAGCAAACAAUGCUGGACUCAAAUCUCAAUGUUAUGCUUUUCUUUUUCCUUAUCAAAUUUAUCGAUUUUUUACACCCAUGUUUCUUCAUGCUGGUGUACGCCAUCUUCUGAAUAAUCUUGUCUAUCAAGCUUUAGCUGGCUCUAUAUUAGAAAGAAAAUAUGGUACAAAAAUAUUUUCAAUAUGUUAUAUACUAUUUGGUUUUAGUGGAAAUAUUAUGAGUGCAUUAGUCAAAACAAAGACUGUAUCUGCGGGUGCAUCGGGUGCUGUCUAUGGUCUACUAUUCUUUUGUAUCAUCGACAAUACUUUGCGUAUCUUUACUAUCGAAAAUAUGAAAGACAAAAUUAUUCAAUUUUGCAUCAUGCUUCUUGUUAUACCUUAUUUUAUAAUGAGUGUAUUUGUUGAUGUCGACUUUUCUGGUAAUAUUGAUCAUGCAGGACACGGUGGUGGCGCACUUAUGGGAAUUUUAGUAUCUAUAUUUUUAUGCGACAUGCCGAAUUUCAUUACACGUCGAGUUCCUAAUGGAGGAAGACGAAUUCAAUUAAUUGCAUUGAUUGCGAUCAUUGGUUACUUUGUCAUCUCAUUAUUUGUCUUUUAUCUACUUAAACCGAUUAGUCUUAAAUAA